UACAUCCUCUGUGUAAGAAAUUAAGAAGUAAGAACCCGGCUCACGUUAGCUUGUCUGCCCCCUUUCCACGAGAUUCCCGACGAAACGUAUUGCUAAAGUGCGCCUUCUGCUUUUCCCUCCCAUCGCUUCCACCAUUUCCAAGGAAUCUGUGUCUUUACAUCUCUAGGUUAUGCUCUCUCUGCAUUUCUUCUAUCUGUAGAUUCUAGCAUCUUCUUUGUACGGAUGCGUUCCAGAGCUGAGCUAUGGCCUUCACAGCCGUUUUCCACGUUCCACCCACCUCUUCUCAUCAUUACUCCCAGUUGUGUUCCCUUGGGCUCAACAGGAAGCAGAAGAGAUUAGCUGUUACGACAACUUCAAAAAGAAAGGGUCAUUCCAGGUGGAUUGUCAAAUCAGUCUUGAACAACAGGAAGUCAAGCAUAAAUGACAAUGGGUCAACUGAACCAGCUAGGGUUCUUCUGGAGAGGUUGUUUGCACAGACGCAGAAACUAGAAGAACAUAUGAGUAGGGAUCCUGGUCUUCCACUGGACAUACAAUUGGGGCUUAACCUUGAAACCUUAGAAUCUGAUCUUCAGGCUGCAUUGGUAGCCUUAAAGAAAAAGGAAGAAGAUCUCCAAGAUGCAGAGGGGAUGGUUUUGAUGGAACAUACUGAAUUAAACCGUGCAAAGGAGGAGUUGAAGCGGCAUGCAGAAGAAAUUGCUGUUGCUUGCUCUAAGCACGAGAAACUAGAAGAGGAGCUGAAGCAGGCAAAUCUUAACCUAGCUUCUCGAGCAAGGCAGAUAGAAGAUCUAAAACUUCAGCUUAAAAACAGAGACCAAGAAAUUUUUGCUGCACGAUCUGCUCUGUCUUCGAAACAAGAUGAAAUGGAUAAAAUGAGAAAUGAGUUGAUGAAGAAGACUGAGGAAGCUGCUAAGAAGGAAUCUGAAAUUCAAUCAAUGGCUAAGCUCCUGGAUGAAGCCAAUGAAGUUGUCAAGAAACAAGAAAUAGAACUGCAAGAACUUCAAAAAUCAAUCCAAGAGAAAGAGGAAGAACUAGAAGAAUCUAUGAUGCUUCGGAAACUUGAAGAGAAGAAGCUCAAAGUGGCAGAGGCCAAUUUGGAGAAGAAGACAAUGGAUUGGUUAUUAGCACAGGAAGAACUGAAGAAAUUGGCAGAGGAUGCAGCUAAACACAUGGGAGAGAGUAAUAAAACUAUGAAGGAAUUUAGAAGAGCGAAGAGGCUUCUUCAUGAUGUGAGAUCUAAAUUGGUUUCUUCCCAGAAAUCUCUCGCUUCAUCAAGACAAAAAAUGGAAGAGCAGGAGAAGCUGUUAGAGAAACAACUCGCAGAACUUGAAGAACAAAAAACUAGCAUUAAUCAUUACAUGACGAGUUUGAAAGAUGCCCAAAUUGAAGUAGAGAGUGAAAGAGUGAAACUGAGGGUUGCAGAAUCUCGAAACAAGGAGCUUGAGCGGGACUUAUCUGUGAAGAAGGAGCUCAUGGAAGAGUUACAAGAAGAGCUGAGGAAAGAAAAAUCUUCUUUGCAACAGGUAAUCCAAGAGACGUCUUUUCUCCAAAAGGAGCUUGAUCAGAAAACUACUGAAUUUGGAGAACUGCAUAACCUGCUUCAGGUUAAAGAGUCGGAACUAGUGGAAGCUAGACUAGAAAUCCAGCAUUUGAAAUCUGAGCAGGUGUCCCUUCAGCUUAUCUUGAAGGAGAGAGAUUUGGAACUCUUCAAUGCACAGAAAAAGUUGGAGGAAGUAAACCAGGAAGUUUCGGAGCUAAAGAUGCUCAUGAAUAAUAGAGAAGACCAGCUUAUGCAGGCCACUACUUUGCUGAAGGAGAAAGAGGAACAUAUGCUGAUAAUGCAACAUGAGCUCACUGAUACGAAGCUGAAAUUUUCUGAAGCAGAGAGUGUGGUAGAACGGAUUGUAGACCUCACAAACAAACUGGUUAUCUGCACAAAGGAUGAAGAAUGUACUGCAACUAGCCCAUUUGAUGAUAUGGGCCAGAAUUUACUACACCAACUGUUUGAGAAACCAACCGAUGAUUUUAAGAGGCAGGAGAAAAGGUUAGAAACUGAACUCGAGUUGACCAGAGAAAGCCUCAGAACGAAAGAACUGGAAGUUCUAGCUGCACAGAGGGCUCUCACAAUUAAAGACGAGGAGCUCAAAAUAGCUCUUGAGAGAUUAGAUGCAAGGGAGAAGGAACUUAGAAGGAUGAAGGAAGAAAUGAUGGAGGAUGCUAAUCAUCUGAAGAAUCUUUAUGCUUUGGCACAAGAAAGAAUUGGUGAGAAAAGUGUUGGUGAUUUGGUCAUUGAGAAACUCCAACUGGAGGCAGCUCAACUGGAAGUUGAAGCUGCAACUAGCGCACUACAUAAACUUGCAGAAAUGAGUUGUGAGCUUCUGCAUAAUGUUAGCUUGAGCGUUGACUCUGAGACUGAUACUGCUAUAUUCCUGCCAAAUGGUUUUGAUCCCUGGUUAGGUAUGCAUGAGAAUAAUGAGCAUUUUACCAAGGUUAAAACUGAAGUUGCUCGGCUUUCAGCUAUCACUGACCAGCUUGUGCAAGAGGCCGGCGUUGUUGGUGCUGCAAACUAGUAGAGUUGAGUUGACCAGAUUCUGUGUGGAUAUCUAACUGAUUUAUGUACUAGUACAUUAGUAGAAAGUGUUUGGGGUAUUAGUUCCUUUGUUUUAGUGGCACUUGUGUGAAGCCAUGUUGUUACAUCAUGUUCUACAGUCAAAAGAGUCAGAGAGUGUUCACCUUGUAUAAAUUCCACAAUUCAAAUAAAAAGGAUAUUUUAUUUUUAUUCAA
Vitis riparia (riverbank grape) is the source of this 2781-nucleotide messenger RNA. RefSeq names its product trichohyalin. Lineage: Eukaryota; Viridiplantae; Streptophyta; Magnoliopsida; Vitales; Vitaceae. The coding region runs from base 243 to 2567 and encodes 774 amino acids. Gene Ontology annotation, biological process: reciprocal meiotic recombination. The transcript has 2 exons. The record is from RefSeq and is a predicted model, not a curated record.